Molecule: messenger RNA, 2580 nt
Organism: Daucus carota subsp. sativus
Lineage: Eukaryota; Viridiplantae; Streptophyta; Magnoliopsida; Apiales; Apiaceae
Exons: 4
Coding region: 1-2580 (859 amino acids)
Source: RefSeq, a predicted model, not a curated record
AUGGGUGAAAUGGGUGAAAUGGGGGAGAUAAAAGAAAUGGGAGUUUGUUCGUAUCAGAAGAUGGAUAGAUCAUGGUUAUCAGCAAAUAGAAGAACGAAAGAAUUUCAGAAAGGGGUUGAAGAUCUAUUAAUGGUUGCAUUUGAGAAUGGGUACAACGAAGAAAAGAUUAGUUGUCCAUGCUUAAGGUGCGCACAUAGUAAAUCAUGGAAAGCUCAAACAAUAUGGCAUGGGGAGGCAAAUUUAGUUGAUAGCCAUGAACAAGAGGGGACUGAUGGUUCAGAAGCUAGUUUUACUCAAGUCCUUACAAGUAUGGGUCAAUCGGACAAUGAUGACGAUGAUAUUUCUUCGGAUACUUCAGAUUUCCUCAACCAUGUUAAAGGUGAACAACAACCCCUUUAUCCAGGAUGUAAGAGUUACACCAGGAUGAAAGCUUUAGUUAAGUUAUACAACUUGAAAUCGAAGCAUGGUAUGUCUGAUUCAUGCUUCUCUGAUGUUCUACUAUUGAUUGGCUCUAUGCUUCCGGAGGGCAACAAUUUUCCUUCUUCUUUCAAUGAAGCGAAGAAAACCUUAUGUACCUUAGGAAUGGGGUCUGAAAAGAUACACGCAUGUCCGAAUAAUUGUCUAUUAUACCGGGGCCAUAGAGAUGAAGACGAGUCUACUUGUCGCGUUUGUAACGCCUCGAGAUGGAAAUUGAACAAGAAAGGCGAGGAACAAGAAGGAAUCCCUGCUAAGGUUCUAUGGUAUUUUUCGUUGCUACCAAGAUUAAGAAAUUUUUUCAAUACACCUCAAAUAGCAAAGGACAUGACUUGGCAUGAUACCAGGAGACAAAAGGAUGGUAAAAUGAGGCAUCCAGCUGACUCGGAUACAUGGAAGGAUGUCGACCAAAAGUGGCCUGAUUUUGCAUCAGAGAGUAGAAACCUUCGGUUAGCUCUCUCCGCGGAUGGUUUCAACCCUUUUCGUGGAAACCGUACUGAUCACUCAAGUUGGCCGGUUUUCCUAUCAAUUUACAACCUUCCGCCAUGGCUUUGUAUGAAAAGAAGGUUUAUUAUGCUCUGCUUGUUGAUAUCAGGACCGACUGAAGCUGGAAAUGAUAUCGACGUGUUCCUUAAACCACUCAUAGAAGAUUUGAAGGAGUUUUGGCGCGGUAAACAGGUAUACGAUGCAUUUCAGAAAGAGCCUUUCAUACUUAGGGCCAUUUUAUUGUGGACAGUAAGCGAUUAUCCGGCCUUAGGGAACUUGUCUGGAAAUGUCGUCAAAGGGUAUAAUGCUUGUACCAUAUGUGUUGAUAAAACCAAUGCUACUAGGCUGGCUAAUUACCGUAAGACAGUUGUCAUGAGGCAUCGAAGGUGGUUGCCUCUUCAUCAUCCGUAUAGAAGGCAGAAAUCAGCUUUCGAUAACACUAUAGAAAAGGGUGUUGCUCCUAUUCCGUUAACUGGAGAUGAGGUUCUUCAAAGAGUACAACAUCUAAGGGGCCAUGUCUUUGGUAGGACCCAACGCCAACCUCGAUGGAAGAAAGGUGAAGCUCGACCUGUUUGGAAGAAGGUUUCUAUAUUCUUCCAACUCGAAUAUUGGAAAUUUUUGCCGGUUAGGCAUGUUCUUGAUGUGAUGCACAUCGAGAAGAAUAUAUGUGAAGCGUUACUUGGAACUUUGUUAAAUAUUCCAGGGGAGACAAAAGAUAGGGAGUCUGUCCGUAUUGACAUGGCUGCUAUGGGAAUAAGAACAGAGUUGAGGCCGAAAAAUCCUGGGAAAAAAGAGAAGCUUCUGUUGGCUUCAUGGAAUUUAUUACACGCUGAAAAGGUAACUGUUUGUUCAUCCUUCCUUAAAAUGAAGUUAGUAGAUGGAUUUUGCUCGAAUAUCAAGAAUCUAGUAAAUAUGGAAAAACUUCGGCUUGUAAAUCUGAAAUCUCAUGAUUGUCACACGAUAUUGCAUCAUUUGCUUCCAAUCUCGAUUCGAUCAGUACUGCAAAAACAUGCCAGGUGCACAAUUAUUAGGUUUUGCCUCUUCUUCAAGGCAAUCUGCAGUAAAGUCAUCGAUGUAGAUAAAUUAGAAAAAAUGCAAUAUGAAUUGGUGGAAACUUUAUGCCACCUGGAAAAACACUUUCCCCCUUCAUUCUUUGAUGUGAUGAUCCAUCUCUCAAUUCAUCUUGUGAGAGAGAUUAAGCUUUGUGGACCAAUAUUUCUUCGGUGGAUGUAUCCUUUCGAGAGAUACAUGAAGGCAUUUAAAGGAUAUGUACGGAACCCGACACAUCCGGAAGGAUGUAUUGUCGAGGCAUAUGUUGCUGAAGAAGUGGUUGAGUGUUUGGUGAAUUUUGAAGAAGCCACCGUGGGAUUAUCGGAAAAUUCUAGGCAGCAGAAUGAAAUCUGCAGACCCUUAUCUGGUGCUACAAUGAUAGAACCCAGCAGUGAGGACUUGCACUUGUCACAUUUGUGUUUUCUGCAGAAGGCUAAUGGCAUGAGGCCAUAUUUCGAUGAACAUAUGGCAUCUUUGAUGACGAGGCACAAGCAGCAUGAAAAUGAUGGAGUUUGGCUAAAAACCAAACAAAAUGAAAGUUUCCCCAAAUGGUUCCGUAAAAAGGUAUAA